This is a messenger RNA of Centropristis striata (black sea bass), 1272 nucleotides long. It is a transcript of the gene mrpl54, whose product is annotated as mitochondrial ribosomal protein L54. The transcript has 3 exons. Gene Ontology annotation, cellular component: mitochondrial large ribosomal subunit. NCBI's taxonomy places the organism in Eukaryota, Metazoa, Chordata, Actinopteri, Perciformes, Serranidae. The record is from RefSeq and is a predicted model, not a curated record. Gene Ontology annotation, molecular function: structural constituent of ribosome. Bases 81 to 497 code for a protein of 138 amino acids.
ACAAAACGGAAGUUAAAGGAACUAUGAAAGUCAAACUGUAGCAUGGUGAGCUGUGUUUUCAAGUAACCUACAGUAGAAAAAUGUCGGGGUACGGUUUAUUUAGGAUAGCCACGUUAACAAAAUGUAUCACAUCCAACGCCACAACGUCGCUGUGCAGGACGAACAUAUUAAAUAGAAUACAGACAUGUGGAUAUGCAAAGAAAGUGGCGGCCAAAGGGAAAGGUAAAGGCUUUCUAAAAGAAGAGCUCAAGGGUCCAGAAGUGUGUAAAGACCCUGUCAGACUGUGCACUCACGCAGUAGGGGCCAACAUCUUCAAACAAGGAGAUGACCCCCAGCUGAAGCCUCCUGAGGAAUAUCCAGAGUGGUUGUUCCAGUUGAACCUGGGAGAACCCAAAAAGUUGUCGGAGUUGGAGCCAGAUACCUGGGAGUACGGGAAACGUCUGAGGAAGGAAAACAUUUGGCGUAACAACAGACUAAAAAAAGGAAAGAAGUUUUAGGCCUUCAGUGGACUGGCAGAGGGCUUCUUCGGACUCUGUGGACUGAAUUACUUGACAUGGUGUAAGAUCAGAGCCAGAGUUCAGCUUCCUGAAUGAAACUCCUGAGCUCCUGAAUGAAAUAUCGUUCCACCAACUCUUUGCCGCUUCCAGCCUGUUAAGUUAAAUCAUGCAGCAUAUUCAACGGCCCUCAGGUGACAACACUCGGAAGCUCAAGAAAGCCCUCCCUUUCCUCUCUUCAUUGCUGGUUAUGUUAAUAAGGUGAAAAAACACAAGACCUAAUACUCACAAUGUAAUGGAUUCCAACGUAUGGCCAAAGGAAGGCCACAAUAAUUUAAAAGUUUCAACAAAAACUGAUGUUGGAAAAAGCAUUUGGACAAAGAACCUCACCACUAGGUCCAUUUAGCACUUGUUCUGAAACUUUCAGUUGUAUUAAGGUAUAUAAAAUGAUGCUUGAUACACCGUUCCAUACUGUAAAAAGAACAAGUCCAUAGCAAACAAAAUAAACAAAUUCUGAUUAAUAACCUGCAUAUAGUGCUGGUAGUUUCUCAAGGUCACUUUCUUCCUUUUUUGUUUCAUCCGUGCAGCCUUGGGUUGGUUCAGGGAUACUGCCUUGCAUUGAAUCAAUUUGUACACAUUUCUAUUUUUCCUGUUUAAAUAAAAGAAAUCCAUAUCUGAAGAGAAAUUCCCUCCACACAUUUCCACAAAUUCACUUUGUUUUGUUUCUUUGCUUGUAAACAUAUUAUUAAUAAAUAGGAAUAUGUAACUGUCCUGCAAA